CUUGUUUUUGUUCAUUACCCAAUCAAACUGUUGCGUCAAAAUUUGCUAUUGACGUUUUUAAAAAUAGCUGGUUGAUUGACAUGCCUGUCGAAGAUUAAAUGUUAAAUAGACCUUUUAUAUUACAAUAAAUGAACGAUUAUGCGAAAACUUACGUAAUAUGCGCUGAAACCGACGUGGAAUUUAAAUAGGCUUAAGGAUGAGAGAUACGAAAUAAAUCAAAAUUUGAUAAUCAUGGAUAAACAGGUGAUUAAUUAUUUCUCAUGAAGUAAAAUGGUUUCAGUUCUGAUUCAAAGCGGAGGAAUACAUGCUGGUUUUAAUAUAGAUAAUUUACUAGAGAAUAAAUCAAAAAUGUCAGUCUUGGGAACUGAUUUUCAACAUAACACAGAUUCAGCUUUUAAAAGUUUGAAAAGUGUGCCCAAAGACUCAAGUGCUGGCGACCCUCAAAUGCAUACUGCGAAUGGAUUUAACAUUAACUCUGGCAGCGCAACGAAUACCUCGACUCAUCAUGUUCACAGAGACAGUGAUUUUUGUGCCCAGUGUUUUGACUCAUCACCAUCUCAAAUUCACGAUAAUUUGUUACACAGUGUGAGGCCAUAUGAAAUGUCAACACAGAAUAUAUCUAAUAUAAAUAACGUGAACACAGGAAAUCUGAUUAGAUCAGCGGGUCUUUCUGCCCAUCCGUGGUCUUUCAUUGAACCAACAACGCCAAAUAUGCAAUCACAUGACAUACGAAGUCACCACAAUCUUGGGAACUUUGGUUUAAAGUUUCAUAACAGUUUGAUGCAAUUAGACAACCUUUCUAAUCUCUCAAGCAUACCAAACAUUGCCAGUAUUGCUAAUAAUUAUUCUCCAUUUUCAAGUCUAUAUUCACCGAUGGGUCAGAACCAGAUCGCCUCUCAAGUGGUUCCUACGAGAUUAGACCAUGGGGUUACUGGACCCGCCUUCACGUGGCCAUCGACCCGAGGGGCAGGCUUUCUAACCCCUCGAUGUCCGGAUACUGGCUUGUUUAUGCCAUCAUACAGAAAACCAAAACGUGUACGAACUGCUUUCUCUCCAACACAACUUCUUCGGUUAGAGCAUGCCUUUGAGAAGAAUCAUUACGUCGUUGGACAAGAGAGGAAAGAUCUUUCAGCAUCCCUCAACUUAUCAGAAACGCAGGUCAAAGUCUGGUUUCAAAAUAGGCGCACAAAACAUAAAAGAAUGCAAGCAGAAGACGAGAUGACGUCAUCAUUGUCACACAGAUAUAUUCCAAAUGAUCCGCAACGUAGCACUGGAAGUACAACACCAAGUCUCGAGGAUGUCAUCAUUGAUUCUUGACGACGACGCCAUUAAUGGUGAUGCAAUUGUUACUUGACGUCAGCUUCCACUUUCACGUUCUAAAUACUAUGGGUAUACUUGACAUCUGUUAGGGCAAAAGAAAUUAGAUGUUUCAAACGUCUAGUGUUGACGAAAGGAUACGUAAAACAAUAAUGAAGCUGCGAGUGUUGAAUGAAGAAAGUACACGGAAAUGAUGUACAUAUAUUCUGUGUUUCGACCUUCGUUACAUGAAUGAAUGGUACAAACCGGUGCUAUCAAAACAGUAUGCAAUUGAAUGCAUUAUAAAGUGGUGUAUGUACUGUAAUUAUUUCGUAUAUAAGCAUUUACUGCAAAAAAUGAAAUUCUAAUUUAUGUUCAAAUAUAGUGUAUACAUUUAUUAUUUCUGUAUAAAAAUUAACCAUGUUUUAAAUCUUAAUAAAAACAUUUGUAUUAAUUUUUUAUGUUAAGUUUUGUAAAUAAUUUAAUGUACUUUGUAUGAAUAUAUUACAUAUAGUUUU
Mercenaria mercenaria is the source of this 1814-nucleotide messenger RNA. RefSeq names its product homeobox protein Hox-A1a-like. The transcript has 3 exons. The coding region runs from base 271 to 1317 and encodes 348 amino acids. NCBI's taxonomy places the organism in Eukaryota, Metazoa, Mollusca, Bivalvia, Venerida, Veneridae. The record is from RefSeq and is a predicted model, not a curated record. Gene Ontology annotation, molecular function: DNA-binding transcription factor activity, RNA polymerase II-specific; DNA binding. Gene Ontology annotation, biological process: brain development; central nervous system development; neuron differentiation.